Messenger RNA from Manihot esculenta (cassava), 1245 nucleotides. Its product is annotated as glutathione S-transferase zeta class. Bases 167 to 943 code for a protein of 258 amino acids. Gene Ontology annotation, molecular function: glutathione transferase activity; maleylacetoacetate isomerase activity. The transcript is spliced from 11 exons. Gene Ontology annotation, cellular component: cytoplasm. NCBI's taxonomy places the organism in Eukaryota, Viridiplantae, Streptophyta, Magnoliopsida, Malpighiales, Euphorbiaceae. Gene Ontology annotation, biological process: L-phenylalanine catabolic process; glutathione metabolic process. The record is from RefSeq and is a predicted model, not a curated record.
UUUUCGUUGGGGAAAAAUGAGUUCCUAGAAAAUGAAGAUGGAAGGUGAAUAUAAAAUUCAAUAGAUGACGGGUUGCUUUUGAACCCUAAUGCUUGAUACCUGAUUCCUUUACUCCAGCACAGUCCAAAGCCCCAUCAGAAGCCGAUUCUUCCUCUGUUAAUUUCGCAUGGCAAGUGUUGAAGAGCCCAAGAACAAGCUCAAGCUCUAUUCCUACUGGAGAAGUUCUUGCUCAUAUCGCGUCCGGAUUGCUCUCAAUUUGAAAGGCCUAAGCUACGAAUAUGUACCUGUUAAUCUGGUCAAAGGAGAGCAAUUCAAUCCUGAAUUUUUGAAGCUCAAUCCUAUUGGCUACGUGCCUGUGCUGGUGGAUGGGGACAUUGUUAUUUCUGACUCUUUUGCCAUCUUGAUGGUUAGUUUCGCUUUUUCUCUUUUCUUUUUUUUUUUUUUUUUUUUGGUUGAUCGAGCUCCAGAUGGAGUUAUAACUUCAAUUUUCCCUGUUGAUAAAGUGCAGUAUUUGGAUGAAAAGUAUCCUCAGCAUCCAUUGUUGCCCCGUGAUCUUCAUAAAAAGGCAAUUAACUACCAGGCUGCAAAUAUUGUUUCUUCAAGCAUACAGCCUCUUCAGAAUCUAGCCGUGCUAAAAUAUAUAGAGGAAAAAGUCAGUCCAGAUGAGAAACUUCCUUGGCUUCAAUAUCAUAUUGGAAAAGGCUUUGCAGCAUUGGAGAAGCUGCUAAAAGACCAUGCUGGAAGAUAUGCAACUGGAGAUGAAGUUUUCCUGGCGGAUUUGUUUCUAGCACCACAGCUUUAUCAAGCAGUUAAAAGAUUUAAUUUAGACAUGACUCAGUUCCCUCUUCUAUCAAGGCUGCAUGAAGCAUACAAUGAGCUACCAGCAUUCCAGAAUGCUAUGCCAGAAAACCAGCCGGAUGCCCCUGCAUCCAGCACAGCGUAAAUCAACAGGAAGUGAAGUUUCAGGUCAAACAUCCUAAUCCAAAACUUAAACUGGCAGCAGUAGUGCAAUCUGGUGCAGCUUGAAGAAUAUGCUAUCCAGCAUAUACUGUAGAAUGGGGUCAAUUUGAAGGUUGGCCUUUCACUAUCAUAUGAUUGGAUGAUGGAUGAAUGAUAAUAAUCAUGGUUCAAGUAAAUGCAUAGGACAUUCACUCUAUGAUGUUGUUAAUCUUACCCAUUGUGCUUCCUGUAAUAAUGAGUUUGUAUGACUUCUUUGGUUGCAUAGCUCAUGUCCUCAUUCAUCAA